UCAUUCGGUUCAUGCAGCUUCUGAAAGUCGAAAUUACCGUCUGCAGUUCCUCGAACCCCUACUUGAAGAAAUAAGUGUAAAUUGAAAGAGUAUUUUCCUUUUCUUUACAUCAAAUGUUACGUCACGAAGUAAUAACGGGUAGCGCAAAAAAGUCAGUUAUGAAAAUAAUCUGAAAACCUGCUUCAUCGUAUUCUCGGCCCUCCCGAAGGAUCUUCUGAUGACCCCGAUCGAUGGAUUAUCGACAAAUAAUAAAAGUUUGAUAAAAUAUACUAAAUCCGCACCGAGGGGAACGAGCUAACUGGUGUAAGGGAUAAAAUGAAAGCGAAACUCGUCCCUCCAGACGGGGGCUGGGGAUGGCUGAUCGUUGUAGCCUACGCCACGCAUAUGAUCUGUACGAUUCCCGUAAUCCAAGCAUUCGGGCUACUUUUCAAUGGGAUUUGCGCUGACUUAGGUAUGUCGGCGACUGACAUUUCGGUAAUAAUUAGCAUAAACUCUUCCUUCGGGAUGCUCAUGGGUCUGUUGAACGGACCGCUUCUUCGCAAAAUUGCGUACAGAAAAGUUGCAGUAACCGGUGCAAUCUUUUAUACCUCCGGACUCUUAUUGACCGUCUGUGCUAAGUCCUUCGUCCACUUUGUAUUAGCCUACGGUAUUCUGUGCUCACUGGGAAUGUCCGUCAUGAAUUCCGCGUUCUCUCUCGCUCUGAAUUCUUAUUUUGUGGAAAAAAGAGGGCGAGCUGUAGGUUUCGCAAUGACCGUGAUCGGACUGGGUCCCAUUUUGAUGCCUCAAUUGAUUUCGUUUCUGAUGUCUCAAUACGGCGCCGAGGGAGCCGUUUUAAUUCUAGGCGGUAUAAGCCUCCACGCGUUCGCCGGAGCUCUCGUUUUACAACCGAUAGCCUGGCACGUGAAGAAAAAAGAAGUAUCCGCGGAGGAAGUGGCGCCCGAGUCUUCCGACAGAGGCGACAAAGGUGAAAAAACUCACCAGCGAUUCAUCAGCACUUCGUGCAAGGAUCUGCAAAUUACCAGACGAACACGUACGCUGACAACGUCCAGUGUCGACCAUGACGUCGAUACCGGGAAUAUAUACGGUUUCGACACCCCGGUGCCUAGAAAGACGUCGAUGACUCACGGCGCGUCUCCGACAGCCGACAAACCGUACAAAAGAAGCAAAAGCCAAUACGAUCCUGUAACACCUGUACCUCCUACUCCGAAGGAUUCACCUGAAUCCCCAUUCGGAUGGUGGAGUUCCGGGAAGAGUUUGGAAACGAUUAACUUGGGUAGUAGCAUAAGAAUAUUCGACGAGACGCGCAGUCUCCACAGAGCUUCGAAGUUACCCGAGACAAUCGAAGAAGGCGGCAAGGAGGAUGAGAUUAAAUCGGACGAGUCAAAGGCCUUGGUACCAAAAGCGAUCGUCAAAACUGUGAAGGAGAAAGAAGACGGUGCCAAAAAGCACGAAGAUCACAAACGUCCUUCAGAAGGGGGGGAAAACGCGGAAAUAAAGAAGCCUGUGUUGUACCGCGUGCUGCACGCGAUAGUUAUUUUUUUCGAUUUUGAUCUCUUGCGCGAUCCAGUCUAUGUGAAUAUCUUGAUAGGUAUGGCUGUAGCGAUAUUUGGGGAGAUAAACUUCGCCUUAUUGACGCCCUUUAUUUUGGCUGAGAUGAAAUUCAACGUCGACGAAAUCGCGGCCGUAAUGAGUUGCCUGGCGACAGCCGAUCUAUUGUCCCGAGGGAUCGCUCCGUUCAUUGCGGAAUGGCUCAAGCAGCCACCGAGGAUGAUGUUUCUCUUCAGUAUGGUCCUACUGAUCGUAACCAGAUCGAGUCUGCUAAUGGUAAACACUUACGCCGCAGUUGUAGUGGUCGGACUUACGCUCGGAAUCGGCAAGGGAAUCCGAACGGUUUUCAUGACCCUGGUUAUCUCGACGUACGUGCCGAUCGAAAAAUUACCUUCCGCAUCUGGUAUACAAAUGGUGACCAACGGACUGGUGCUUCUGAUCGUCGGCCCCAUUCUCGGUAUGAUAAAGGACAAGAGCGGUAGCUACGACACUUCCGUAUUCUUUAUAAACGGAAUGACGGCCUUGAUGAUCGCGAUGUGGUCCAUGGAAAUAAUCAUUAGAAAAUUAAUGGCGAAAUCUUCGGAUACUGCCACGGUCCAAGUAGCGCAUAAAAGCAGGACAUCGCUGCAAAAGAGUCCGACGACGUCUUCGUAACUCUCAUUUGCACAUAAUGUAUGAUUUGUACUUGCAACUUUACAACCAUUAUAUUAUCAUUAUUCUUUUCCUAUACUAUUUUUGUUUUGCCUCUCAGUGUACAUAAGCCGAUCAUCAAUCUAGGAAAUGUGUGCCAACGACGAUAUUAUAACAUAACAUGUACAUUUAUCUCUGUAAUUAUAGCCCACGUAUAGCGUAUGUAUAAUUUUAUAGCCAUCAUUGUGAAGGUAAUCAUAGGAACAAAUAUACUCUGCACUUUUAUCACUUGA
This is a messenger RNA of Athalia rosae (coleseed sawfly), 2471 nucleotides long. RefSeq lists its product as uncharacterized. NCBI's taxonomy places the organism in Eukaryota, Metazoa, Arthropoda, Insecta, Hymenoptera, Athaliidae. Gene Ontology annotation, molecular function: monocarboxylic acid transmembrane transporter activity. Bases 316 to 2202 code for a protein of 628 amino acids. The record is from RefSeq and is a predicted model, not a curated record. Gene Ontology annotation, biological process: monocarboxylic acid transport; transmembrane transport. The transcript has 10 exons.